Molecule: messenger RNA, 618 nt
Organism: Arachis ipaensis
Lineage: Eukaryota; Viridiplantae; Streptophyta; Magnoliopsida; Fabales; Fabaceae
Source: RefSeq, a predicted model, not a curated record
AUGCGGCGGCAGCAGGGCAUGCGACUCGAUGAGAGGUACGUCCUGUACCUGCAGAUGGCCGGAUUAUACCAUCUUGCAAGGCUGAAUGAUAGAUGGUUCAGAUUGGAUGAGCCUCUUGUCAAUGCUUUCGUCGAGCGGUGGCGUCCGGAGACGUACACGUUCCACAUGCCAUUCGGGGAGUGCACCAUCACACUACAGGACGCGGCGUACCAGCAGGGCUUGCCGGUCGACAGACGUUAUGUGAGUGGUUACUUGACAGACUUCCAGAUAUACAUCCAAGGUGGCCGUCCUGCCUGGGUGUGGUUCCAGGAGUUGCUUGGUGUGUUACCUCCUGUUAACCAAAUUCAGAAGUUCGCAGUGAACUGCACCUGGUUCCAGGAGACUUUUGGAGAGUGCCCCAAGGGAGCCGACGAUGAGAUAGUGAGGUACUACGCUCGUGCCUAUAUCAUGAUACUGUUGGGCACUCAGUUGUUUGCCGACAAGUCCGGCAACCGUAUUCACAUCAUAUGGCUACCCAACGUAGCUAGGCUUGAGGAGAUGGGUGGCUACAGCUGGGGGUCGGCAGCACUAGCGUGGUUGUACCGGUGUAUUGCCGAGUGGCCAACAGACAAGUGGUGA